ACUGAAGUUGUUUGCAAAUUGAAAGUAGAACCGUAUUCAAACAUACAUGAGGAAGUGCUGCCUCUCAUAAACCGCUGUAAACUUCUUUCUUGCUCAGAGGGAAGUGAAACCUCUGCAUGGCCGCAGAGAGAGAGAGACUCUGCUGGUCAUUAGAGCAGCCGCUGCUUCACUCAUGAGAACGCGCUGCUGACGACGCAUCCCAGGCAGAAGGAGGUUGUAUCAGUCCAGAGAUGGGUUUUGGUGAGGAUCUCCGGUGUCCGCAGGCGCACGCGGCCGUCAUGAGGCUCCUGGACUCCGAGCUUCACCUGAUGGAGGUCAUGAAGAAGUGGAUGGGUCAGCGGGCGAAGAGUGAACGGGAGUUUUCAGUGCAACUCCACCAAAUGACGGCCAUUGCUGAGAAGAUGGAGCGGCCUCAGACCAACCCGGGAGCGGACUACAUCAGUCAACUUAGCAAGUCGUGGGGAGUGCUGGUUUCGCAGACCGAGUCCCUCAGCCAGGUGAUGAGGAGGCGCUCCGAGGAGCUGCUGGACGGGCCCAUCAGCAAACUGACUCUGCUCAUCAGAGACAAACAGCAGCUCCGCAAAACCUACGCAGAGCACUGGAGCCUUCUGCGACAAGAGCUCAACAAGGUGACCCACACAGAGCUGGAGAGGCUGAAGAGCAGCUACAGGCAGGCGGUAAAAGACACAGCUCUGGCAAGGAGGAAGUACCAGGACAUGAGUAAAGAUAAGGAGCGAGAAAAGAACAGGGAGCGCUAUAUAAAGGCUUCCCUUAAGCUGCAUGAGCUCCACAAUGAGUACGUGCUGUCAGUGCAAGCGGCUCAGGUUUACCAUCAGCAUCACUACAGCCAGAUGCAGCCGGCUCUGCUGAGCGCACUGCAGACCCUGCAGGAGGAGAUGGUGCUCAUCCUGUCUGUCGGGGAGAAUCCUGUUUGUGCAGAUUUUGACUGCAGCCUCCUGGAGGACACGGAGCAGCUGAGGCCCAAAGAGAUCGAGCUGAAUGACCUCACCUUGGAGACGAUCCAGCACAAGCUGACUGCGAUCGAAGAGGAGCUGCUGGCCCUGUCUUGGUCUCUGGGCUCUCAGCAGAUGUCUGUGGAGCAGCUGGAGCUGGAGCUGGACAACGAGCUGGACAAAGACAAAAAAGGCCAGAGGGUUUAUCAGUUCAGCAAGAGACAUGCAAUGGAGGAGUGCAGACAGCAGGUUGCUCUGUCUCAGGGUAUAAAAGCCAAACUGGAUGUUCAGAGACUUCUUAUAACGGAGAAACUGGACCAGCUGGGCUUCAGAGAACCUCCACAAGCCCUCAGGCUGGACAUGGACUCUGUUUCGCUUUCAUCCAGCACAAGCAAUGAAAAUGUUCAAACUUCGGGUAAAAUCCUCGUGGAGGGGAUCAUGAACAACCUGAGCAACCUGAGCAACCUGUUUCGACACAAAUCUGAGGUUCACCAAGUCCCCACCGUAAAGGAAGUGGACCGGCCCCUGUCUCAGCAGGACUGGUAUCACGGGGCCAUUCCCAGGCUGGAGGUGCAGCAGCUGCUCCAGAACGACGGAGACUUUCUGGUGAGGAAGAGUCAGGAGAAACAGGUGGAUGUCAUCUCUGUGCAGUGGGAAGGAUCGUGCAAGCACUUCCUCAUUCAGAACACGGAUAAUUUGUACCGUCUGGAUGGAGAAGGUUUCCAAAGCAUCCCGAAGCUUAUCAACCACCUGCAGUCGUCUCGUUUACCCGUCACCAGGAAGUCAGAGGCCAUCCUGAAGAAACCAAUACUGAAAGAUAAAUGGGUGCUUGAACAUGAUGACAUUAUCUUGGGCCCCCUCAUUGGAAAGGGCAACUUUGGGGAGGUGUACAGAGGUCGUUUACGCUCCGAUAACACUCCUGUCGCUGUGAAGUCCUGCAAAGAGAAUCUGGCUCCAGAACAUAAGAGCAAGUUCCUGAUGGAGGCCAGGAUCUUGAAGCAGUACAACCAUCCGAACAUCGUAAAACUGAUCGGAGUCUGCACACAGAAACAGCCCAUCUACAUCAUCAUGGAGCUCGUUUCAGGUGGGGAUUUCCUCACCUUCCUGCGGAUCGAGGGUCACAGUUUGACUCCUAAGAUGUUGGUCAAAAUGACUGAAAAUGUAGCAGCAGGAAUGGAGUACCUGGAGAGUAAAAAGUGCAUCCACAGGGACCUCGCAGCCAGAAAUUGCCUUGUUGCAGAACACAAACUGGUGAAGAUAAGCGACUUUGGGAUGUCCCGCGAGCGAGAUGACGGGGUCUACUCUGCAGAGGGGGGUCUGAGGCAGAUCCCCGUCAAAUGGACCGCUCCAGAGGCCCUGAACUAUGGUCGCUAUACCACUCAGAGUGAUGUGUGGAGCUUCGGGAUCUUACUGUGGGAGACGUUCUCCAUGGGGAUGACGCCCUACACCAGCAUGAAUAACCAGCAGACACGUGACGAGGUGGAGAAAGGAUACCGGAUGCCAGCUCCUCACGGCUGCCCCGUGGAGAUCUCCAGGGUCAUGAGCAACUGCUGGCAGUAUGACCCCAAAAACAGACCAACGUUCAAGAAAAUUCGGACUGAGCUCAAUGCUAUACACAACAAAAUCACAUGACACACUUCUCUGUCAUAGGGUUUUUUCUGUCCUUUUAUUAGUAGCCUGUUGUUGUCACUUGUUUUAUAUAUUUAGUUUCCUUCUGGUGAAGAGCUGAACACUGAAAAAGUACUCAAAUAAAAAAAGA
This is a messenger RNA of Gambusia affinis (western mosquitofish), 2712 nucleotides long. It is a transcript of the gene fes, whose product is annotated as FES proto-oncogene, tyrosine kinase. The transcript is spliced from 18 exons. Lineage: Eukaryota; Metazoa; Chordata; Actinopteri; Cyprinodontiformes; Poeciliidae. Gene Ontology annotation, biological process: peptidyl-tyrosine phosphorylation; chemotaxis; regulation of mast cell degranulation. Gene Ontology annotation, molecular function: ATP binding; non-membrane spanning protein tyrosine kinase activity. The coding region runs from base 231 to 2585 and encodes 784 amino acids. The record is from RefSeq and is a predicted model, not a curated record.